GACGCGGGCGGCCGGGUGUGCGCGCGCUCUGCAGCGGACCGAGCCGUGCCGAGCCGAGCCGAGGUGACGGUCAACUCGAGCUGCUGCCCUGCUCCUGCGCGUAGAGCGGCCAUGGACGAGCGCGCCCGCUUCCAGAGGAGAAAACAAGCAAACCCGCGCCGAAAGAACGUGUUGGAGGAUGACAUCACAUCGACGCGAGAGCGGCGGCCGGAAACGGAAGAAGACGGGCGGGCGCUCGAGCCGUCCGCGCACGAGUACCUUUGGCGCAGCGACACGGCCGUCAUCUACCCGGAAGACCCGGACGAAAAGGCGGAGUCGCGUUCCGGCCCGGGCGAGGAGGCGGAAAGUCGCUGGACCCCGCAGAAGCCCGUCGGAGAGCAGAAGGAGGGCGGCGUCGACCGAAAGUUCAAGUGCGGCGAAUGCGGAAAAGCCUUCAAGUACAAACAUCACUUGAAGGAACACCUGCGCAUCCACAGCGGCGAAAAACCGUACGAGUGCCCCAACUGCAAAAAGCGCUUCUCCCACUCGGGCUCGUACAGUUCCCACAUUAGCGGCCGCAAAUGCGCGGCGGGGCCGGCGGCGCUCCUCCGCGGACGUCCGCCGGGGCCCUCGGCAAAUUGCUCCGCGCCGGCCCGGCUCCGGCUCCAGUUGGAAAACGGCGGGGCCCGCCGGCGACGUCGGCCGGGCGACCGAGCCCGGACGGCGGAGUACGGGCCGGCCGCGGACUCCGCCCGCGAGGCCGAGGGGUUCCGCGCGAACGGUUUCGGCGACUACGGAAAAGCGGCUGCGGACUUCCUUCUGCCGGAGACGCUCGAUAGCCCAAGUGACACGUGCGUCCGAAAGGCCGAGCGGAACCCGGCGGACGUUUCCGAACCGAGGGCCUACGCGAAAGAGCUCGGGGCCCGGCCGGACCCCGCCGACGACCGGUCGAAGGUUCGGCCGGACGGAAACGAAGCGGACGAGACGAGACGGAGCAAAGGAGACGGUCGCUACUGCCGGUUCUGCGAGGAGACUUUCCCGGGACCCGUUCCGCUGCAUCAGCACGAGCGCUACCUCUGCGAGAUGAACCCGGACGUCCGAGCCGUCCUACGGCCGGGGGCUUUCGGAGCGUACUCGGAAUGGCCGGCGUCCGCCGAGGAGCCCGGGAACGCUUUCGAGGACGGCUUCUCGCUCACGCGGGCCACGCGGGCCUCGAGUACGGAACGCGACUCGGAGGAACUGCUGAAGAUUUCCCUGGCCGUGGGCCUUCCGCGAGAGUUUGUCAGGGACUGGUUCGCGGAGCGGGAUCCCGGCCUUCCCGAAGCGCGCCGGAACUCCGGACCUUCGCCGAUCUUCUCGAACGGCGACCCCUUCCCGGCGAGGGUCGAGACCGGUGAACCGGAGGAUCGCGACGGUCGCUCGCCGCUCAACUUGUCCUCCUCUGAGCGGAGUAGCGCCGAGGGCCCGGUCCGGGAGGGCGCUCGUGCAGACGCCCCGCUCGAUCUUUCGGUGCCCAAACGCUCGGCCGGCGAAUUCCGGCGAACGAGAAUGAACGGUCUCGCGACGGGACCCGGGGCGGAGCGAGGCCUCGCGGGCGACCCGCUCCGUGUCAAAAAAGACUUCCCCGAGCGUCGGACGGGAGCCGGUCCCGUGUUCGGCGUGGAUCUUUUUGCGGCGGCUCCGGUCUACUCGCCCGUGCCUUUCCCUCUGCGGACGUUCGCGUCCCCCGCCCGGUACCCGCUCCCGGACUCUGCCGGCCCGGCGCCCCAAAUGGCGUACGCCUUCGCGAGAGGGGCGGCCGCCUUCGUGGACAUACAGAGCACCGGGAAAACCCAGUGGAAAACAACUUUACAGAGGGCGCUACUUGACAGGUCGUCGGACUACCUGUCAGGUGGGGAGGAAGUGACAGAAAGCGAGUCGCAAACCAAGAGCGCCAGUGGUACUGCGCCGAGUGGUACGUACGCCUGCGACUUGUGCCACAAAACAUUCCAGAAGACCAGUUCCCUCCUAAGACACAAAUAUGAGCACACAGGCAAGCGUCCCCACCGGUGCGAGAUCUGCCAGAAGGCCUUCAAGCACAAACAUCACCUGAUCGAGCACUCGCGUCUGCACUCGGGAGAAAAACCCUACCAGUGCGACAAGUGCGGAAAGCGCUUCUCGCACUCUGGCUCCUACUCGCAGCACAUGAACCACCGCUACUCCUACUGCAAGCGGGAAGCCCGGGAGGCCGAGGCGCCGCCGCCGGCCGGCUCCCACUCCGACCGCCCCGCCGGAUUCUCGGACGCGGGCCGCUUUUCCGCUCCCCUCUUCGGAGAGGAGGUCCCGGCGGAUCGUUGACCGGGAGGCGUUUCGCCAACGUCGGCAACUUUGGACGGAUUCCCGGAGCGAGCGCGCUCACCUUCCGAUCGGCGCUCCGGUCUGCUGGAACGUGACGUCCGAGCUAAGCUAAGCUAAGCUAGGCUAAGCAAAGCAAAGCAAAGCAUCGCUACCCGCCGAGGCCAAUGCCGAGCAGGGGAAGGCUAAAAGUCGAGCGGUGCUAAAAAUGUUGGAGAUUGCACUUCACUGUCACCACUAAUCAAUCAUCAUUUGUUUGACUUCAACUUGUCCAAAUUCCUUUUUCUUUUUUGUUUGAACCCUUUACAGGAGAAGUAACAAUGUUUGGUCCACUUUUAUACGAUUCAUUCCUGUUUAAUGACAGUUCGGGGAAUCUUAUCAUGCUGGUCCUUCCGUAAGUCAUUCCAUAAAGAUUUUAGGGCACUUGUUGAUAAUCAGGUCACUUCCUAUUCAUUUUGGGGCUUUUAUGGGUUACUUCCUGUUGAUUUUGGGACGUUUUUGCACAUACAUAUACCGUAUUGGCCUGAAUAUAAGACGGCCCCGAUUAUAUGACGACCUCCUCUUUUUCGAGACUCAAGUUAAAAAAAAAGACGUUUUGAACACCAAAUUCAUUUUUAUACAGAAAAUAAUGACAGUACAUCCGAAACAAAUGAUUAUAACAACAUAUUUGAGAGAAAAGGCAUGUUAUUUUGCCUCAUUCAAAUCUGAACAUUUAAAUAUAUAAACUAAAGUGCAAUCACAUUGGUAAAUGAAUGGCUUCUGGUUUUUGAAAUGUAAAUAAACCAAUCAAUUGUGAUAAAACAACAAAAUUGCAAUAACUGCAUUAACCAUCAAAGUGAAGUCUAACUGUAACUGUAGUCUUGAAACAAAUCCGAAUCAGGAAAAACAUUGCAAUAAAAUAAUGCAAACUGGUUCAACUUGAGAGUAGCUGAGAUCUAUCAUGACAGAACAUCGCUUCAAUGAUAUCUGGCGCCAUCUAGGGUCGUGAAUGGGUAUAAUGUCUAGACCGCGAGUAUAAGACGACCCCCUCUUUUUCAGUCGUAUUUCAAUGCAAAAAACACCGUCUCAUAUACGGGCCAAUACGGGUAUAUAUAAAACUCGAUGUCUGACGCGGGCUGUAAGCCAAUGGGGAUGAGCGUCAUCACUUGUCGGCCAUUUUGCAUCAAGACAGGUCAAUGAUUGAGCAUGCAUCUUGGAAGGGUUCAAAAUGACUCCAUUUCAAUCAGCUUGGUUUCGGGUGCAAUAAAUUGACAACAGACUUCAAAAUAAUUGUAUCUUUGUUUUUUUGCAAAAUCUGGGCCAUAUCAUAGCCACUACCACGUUAUUAUGGCUUGUUAUAUACCAAACUCUUCAAGAAUUGAGCGAGGUCAGCGUGUUAUACAGUAUGGUGGAGAAAAUCACUCAACUACAUCCGCUAAGUUUAAACACGCCAUCGAGGUAACCCUAACGCAAGAUGGCCACCAGUUACUUAUGCUGCCGGCCCUGCCUUUAGACAUCUAGCCUUAUAUAUAUACAGUAUAUACAGUAUGUGUGUGUGUGAUAACUAUGCAUUUUUGGUUGAUCUCGGCUCACUUGCUGUUUAUUUGUCACAUUAACCGGGUCUCUUCCAGUUGAUUCGUUGAAUUUAAAAUAAGAGAAAUAAACUUUGUAGAUGGCCUCCUGUAACACUGUGAAGUUUUUGUUGUUGUUGUCAUUUUACAUUUCAAUGAGCGCCUUAUAAAGGGUUGAUAUUCUCUGAAAGCCAACUAUCUUUGUGGUCAAUCCCAAUAUUCGGAUAUUGGCAAUAUAUUGGAAAUACAUCCAAAUUUGUUUCCUCGACUGUUAUGUUUGUCCUUUUCAAAUGUAUCCGACGACGACUACUACUGACGAACACAAUACCGGCCGGGACGGCGUGUGAAAUCGCUGUAAUCAAAAUUAAAAAAAAAAAACAGAAAGCACAUGCUCACUUGCCUCCUCAAGUCACUCGUGUCAGUCGCUGGUCGGAUGGAUUACAUCGAGGGAUAACCAUAAAGGAAUAACAUUUAACCAAUUUCAUCAUCUCAUUCACUUCCAUUGACAGUGACUGCGCUAGAUGUCCUAUCCAUUUUGAGCGGUUGAUGAACAUUCGCCCCUGCCACUCCAAGUCAAAAUGGGAAAGUUGAUAUUUUUCCUAUCUUUCAGUCUUUUAUUGUUAAUAUAUCAAAGUUAAUUUACGGUCAAAGUAAAAAGCAUUGACUUUUAAAGCAAGUCCUUUUUGCUUCUCAGAGGAACUUAUCCAUGGAUUGGAUUCUUUUCAAUCAUUUUCUGUUGUUGUUUUUAAACUGCGCUUUUAACCAAUUCUAUAUAACCACAUUAAGCCCCCCCCAAAAUCAUGGCAUUCCAGCAAGAGAAAAUUAUCGACAGAAAUAAAGCAUCAUUUGUCCAAAGAGCAUGAGUGCACCAUCUAGCGGAGAGAAGAUAAAGGACAAUAUUUCCGGUGUCAAUCGGUAGAGAUGUUACGCUCGAAGCAGACGCUCGAGACAAGUGUCGAGCGCUCGCGGCAGAAGUGUGACGAAUCAGUCGUCCCGAUGUCUCGCUGGAUCCGGUGGAACAGCUCGCGACGUCACGCUCGAAGCAGACGCCUGACAAGUGUCGAGCGCUCGCGGCAACAAGUAUUCCGAUACGUUGUACUGAUGUCUCGCUUCAUUCAGUGGAAAAACACCUGGCCGCGGAAGCAAAGCGUUGCGAUGCCACACGCGUGUCGGCCGUGACCGUGGACGUGUCACUCAGGUAGCGAGGGUUCGAGUCAGUCAAUUUGGUUCAGUCAAGCUCACAAUGCUUAUAAAAAGGGAAUAUAUCCCUCAAAAUGUUGUGGGUUGUGAGGAGAGCUUUUGCGCGCAUUACGUCAUAUUGAGAACGAGGGAGAGUAAAGUGAAAUUAGAUCAGAUUACACAUUAGAUUCAUUUGCAAAUGCACAUAGUAUAGGCAUACAUUGACACACUAUACACUGAUUUAUAUAAUACGUCAGGUUUUGUGUUUGUUUUUGUGUCUGUCUGUCAGUUUUUGUGUUUGUCUAUCUGCCAGUUUGUAUAUUUGUUCGUGCCAUGUGAGACAAUAUUCUCAAAAGCUGGAGAGGUCAUUAGCAAAAAGAGGAACUGGCUGAAACCAAAUGCUGCUGAGAUGAUUUUGUUUUUAAAUAAAAAUGUGUGAAACACCCAAAUCCCCAUCCCAGUGUCACUAGCAUUCUAUACAGCUACCACCAAGAGUUCCCUAUUC
Messenger RNA from Corythoichthys intestinalis (scribbled pipefish), 5547 nucleotides. RefSeq names its product zinc finger E-box-binding homeobox 1-like. Gene Ontology annotation, biological process: regulation of transcription by RNA polymerase II. Lineage: Eukaryota; Metazoa; Chordata; Actinopteri; Syngnathiformes; Syngnathidae. The coding region runs from base 112 to 2316 and encodes 734 amino acids. The transcript has 7 exons. Gene Ontology annotation, molecular function: RNA polymerase II cis-regulatory region sequence-specific DNA binding; DNA-binding transcription factor activity. The record is from RefSeq and is a predicted model, not a curated record.